Lactuca saligna is the source of this 2499-nucleotide messenger RNA. Lineage: Eukaryota; Viridiplantae; Streptophyta; Magnoliopsida; Asterales; Asteraceae. The record is from the annotation of a GenBank genome assembly.
AUGUUGUAUACGAAGAGGCGAUCAUUUUGCUAUGUACUCCAUCUUUUCAUUCAGAAAACCCAUAAAAAAUUUCAACAUUCCGAUAAGAAAACCCUAAUCGUGAUAUCUUCUCCUCUUAAACGCAAUGGUGUUGUGGCGUAUACGUGCAAAUAUGGAGGAAAUCGAUGUUGGACGUUGUUACUGUUAUACCAUGGUGGAGAGUUCACAAAAUUUCCUGGAAGAAAGUACAUCAAAGGAAAACAAACGUAUAUAGACUUACUCGACAUGGAUACUUUCUCAGUGCAUGACAUUGAUGAAAUGAUGGAACAGUUAGGCUAUGUUGAUGAAGUGAUCAGGAUGCUUUUCUUAGAUUGGUAUGAUAUUGGGGAGACAAAUGUUGUUGGGCAUGCUUCUAAAGAGGCUAAUGUAAUGGACCUCACUGGAGAUGACAAUAUGGACAUAACUGAUAAUGGGGAUAAUAACAAGGAAGGAAAUCCAUGCGUUGAAGUUGAAAUUGGGGACAGAUUUGAGCACACAAAUGAAGUUGAAUUUAGGGAUGGUAACAAGGAUGGAGAAGAUCCAUGGGCUGAAUUUGAAAGUGGGGACAUGUUUGAGGACAUAAACAAAGAAGAAUUUGGAAGUGGGGACAACUUUGACGAUGCUAGUGGUUAUAAAUCUAGUGAGUCCGAUGAUAUAGACUUUUAUGUUGACAAUGACAACAUCUUAGAUGAUGUAGAAGUUGACAUGAAUGAUUUCAUUGAUAACAUUGAUAUGGAUGCAGAGUGGGUUGGAGGUAUGAAUGAUAAUGUGGUACAAGAAGAGAAUGAAGUUGGAGAGCUUAAUGAAGUACUAAAUAACGAGGUACUUUUGUCAGGCUCAUCUUCAGAUGAAGGUCCAGUUGGUCAACGAAAGAAGACCAUCAAAGCUAUCCAACGAGCUCAUGAGAAUGAUGAAGCAAAUGUUGCUGAACCAUUUUAUAUCCUUCAAACCUUUAAUACAGCCCAAGAGUUUAAAGAAAGAGUUAAAGUCCAUGCUAUUGAGACAAGAAGGGAACUUGACAAAAGUGGGGAAGGUCAACAAGAAGUCAACAAUGAAGAUGAAGAGAAGUGCCCGUGGAGCCUCUACACUAGUAAAUGGAAACGUGAUAUAAACUGGAUGGUCAAAUCUUACAACAAAGAACAUCGUUGUCUCCAAACUCGGAAUGUUAAAGCUUGUACUUAUAAGUUUCUCACCAAAAAGAUUACAACUCAGGUGGAAUCUAACCCAACUAUUCCAAUUCGUGCUUUACAAGAACAACCGCAACGUGAUUACCAAGUGGGACUUUCCAAGAUGAAAGUGUUUAGGGCUAGAACUGAAGCUCUCAAUCAGGUGCGAUGGGAUUAUGUUGAGAGUGAACCAAAUCCAAAUUCAGAAACUAGAACUUUCAAGCGCAUAUACAUGUGUCUUGGUCCUUUAAAAAAGGGAUUUGCUGCUGGAAGAAGAGACUUUUUUGGUGUCGAUGGUGCUUUUAUGAAGGGUCCAUACCCAGGACAAAUACUUUUAGCUGUGGGAAUUGAUGGUAAUAAUGGAACAUAUCCACUAGCUUAUGCUGUUGUGGAAUCUAAGAGUACCAACUCAUGGACUUGAGCUCAUACAGAUGUUAUGCUUAACAAUAUGUGUGAAUCUCUAAAUAGCAAGAUUGUUGAAGGUCGUGAUGUACCAAUCAUUACAUGUUUGGAGUACAUUAGAGAGUACUUAGUGAAGAAAAUUGUAACUGUGAAAAAGGAAAUUGAUAAAGCUGUAGGUCCCUUGACUCCUACAGCUACCAUAUGGGUUGAAAAACUGAAGAAAGAGGCUUCACAAUUAAGGUGGGAACUAAUAGGGAUACCAUGUGCACAUGCAAUAGCAUGUAUGUGGGAGAUGUUGAAGAACAAAGAAAUUGAUAAGAUACCCGAACAUUGGGUCCACCGAGCAUAUUGGUUAGAAACAUGGAAGAAUAUGUAUUCUUUUACAAUUCAGCCAAUCAAUGGAAGGAACAUGUGGGAGAAGUCUACAUGCCCUACAACCUUACUCCCUCCAAAACACCAUGUGCCCAUUGGAAGACCAAAGAAAAAGAGAAGGAGAUCUGCCAUGGAGGUUGAGGAUUUGGUGAAAGGUAACCAAUUGUCAAGAGCACAAAAAUCAGUGACAUGUUCUAAGUCUAACAAAAGUGGGCAUAAUGCAAGGACUUGCAAGGGACAGAAGGUUGGUGGUUCUCAAACAUCAAGGAAUGUUGGUGGAUCACAAACUUCAAAGAUUGUUGGUGGUGCUGGUAGUGAAAAACUGAAAGUUGGAAGUGCAAAAGUGAAGGCUGGUGGAUCACAAACUUCAAAGAAUGUUGGUGGUGUUGGUAGUGAAAAAGUGAAGGCUGGAAGUGCAAAAAUGAAGGCUCGUGGAUCACAAACUUCAAGGAAUGUUAGUGGUGCUGGAAGUGCAAAAGUGAAGGAUGGAAGUGCAAAAGUGAGGCCAAGUGUUAUCAAAAAAGGGAAAGGUGUCCCAUAA